Molecule: messenger RNA, 1008 nt
Organism: Dicentrarchus labrax (European seabass)
Lineage: Eukaryota; Metazoa; Chordata; Actinopteri; Moronidae
Gene: nccrp1
Product: P1, F-box associated domain containing
Exons: 6
Coding region: 68-769 (233 amino acids)
Biological process (GO): SCF-dependent proteasomal ubiquitin-dependent protein catabolic process; glycoprotein catabolic process
Cellular component (GO): SCF ubiquitin ligase complex; cytoplasm
Molecular function (GO): ubiquitin protein ligase activity
Source: RefSeq, a predicted model, not a curated record
ACACCACAGAGGAUAAGGAAAACCCUCUCACUUCCUGCAUUGAUUUCAAACAGUAUUUGGUCGCAUCAUGUCUGCCGCUGAAUGGAAGAAGAAGUGUGAGGCUGAGUGGAGCCUGCAUGGCGCCCCGAUGCCCGACAGCCUGGACUGGAAGUCCGUGUAUGAAGCCAGACCGCUCGGCAGAAACUUACUGAAGAACCCUGCGCCUCACGGCUUGAGCAAGGACACCCCUCCGCCUGAACCUGAACUGUCUGAAGUGCCACCUCGUGGGCCUCCGCGUUUUCAACCUGAUGGUGACUUCAGCGGCUGGACCACGAGCACGGAGGUCCUCCCCUAUGAUACCAGUGGCAUCCCAGAAGGUGUUGUGAUCUGUCAAAUGCCAACGUUCAGCUGGUUCUCCAUGGAGCAGGUUGUGGACCUGAAGGCAGAAGGACUGUGGGAAGAGCUGCUGGAUGAUUUUCAGCCUGAAAUAGUCAUCCAAGACUGGUAUGAAGAGAGUCAGCUGCAUGAGUCCAUCUACCAGCUGCAUGUGAAGUUACUGGCAGCGGACAAAAGCACAGUGAUCUCAGAGCACACCGCCAACCCCACCGAGGAACUCAGCACUUACUCCCACACGUGGAAGGAGGUGUCGCAUGUGUUCUCUGGCUAUGGACCUGGGGUGAGAUACGUCCACUUCCUGCACCGUCUGAAGAACCAGUUCUUGAAUGACUUCUUCCCCACAAUGUUCACCGGCAGCUCAGUGAUUGUCAGAGCAACCAAAACCAGCUCCUAGGCUGAAUCCUGCUGAAACCUGCAAUGCUUGCUAACACACUCAAUCAUCAUAUAAUCAAUACAUAUGUGCCUUUAGACUAAUUGUAGGUUGGGUUUUAAUGCACUUAUAGGAACUUUACAAAGUGUGCAAUCAUGAAUUUGAUUGUUUGGCUGAUUUUAAGUUGUUUUACUUUUGCACUUGUUAUAAACUUAUUUUCAAAAUAACGCUCUUGUGUGCAAUAAUAAAACACAAUUUUGUUA